Molecule: messenger RNA, 369 nt
Organism: Lactuca saligna
Lineage: Eukaryota; Viridiplantae; Streptophyta; Magnoliopsida; Asterales; Asteraceae
Source: the annotation of a GenBank genome assembly
AUGGUUUCUUCCCAAAAUGAAACCUCUCUAUUGAGCUCUGAAGAAGAUUCUCAGAGGACUAAGUAUCCAUAUUUUACAGGUACAUCUGUGAUUGGGAUCAAAUACAAAGAUGGUAUUCUCAUGGCUGCUGACAUGGAAGUUCACAGGAUCUUAUGGUUGCAUGACAAUAUGUGGGAUGAUGGGAAUUCACUUAGUGCUAAAGAGAAUUCUCUUGUAAUUGGUGGAGUAAAAAAUAGACACAAGUAUAUAGGCUCUGUUACCAUGAUUAGUGUACACUAUGAAGACAAUCAUGUUGCUACUAGUUUUGGUAAUCAUCUUGCAAGGCCAAUUCUUCAUGAAGAAUGGAGGGAGGAUUUGAGUUUUGAGUAG